CUGUGCUUAUCGACGCGAAUCACUCCAGCGGGUGGCAUCAGAGGCCAUGGUACAUGACAGCACGGCUGAAUUUGAUCCAUACCCUAUCUCGGAUCAAGCAUGUUGAAUCAGCUCAGGCACAGCUUGGUCACUUCAUGGAUAUGCUCGAAUUAUGCGGCUAUAAUAAUGCGGGCGAAUAGAUAGGCAUCCCGGCCUUGAUGCUUCGUAUAAACAAGGGCCAGGAAUGCUAUGAUUUCGUGAAAUGGUGGCAUACGGUCUGUGGAUCGUACGGCGAUAAUGUGCCUCUUCCAAGCUCUCUGGGGUUUAACUUUACGAACGCUGAUGCUUUCGAACGCCUUGAUCUGUUAAGUGACCGUUUUUCCAAUUCCAACUAUAUCGUCGACUUAACCCUCCUGAAAGUCAAACUAUUAUUAGGCUUAAGGAGGCUGGACCAAGUGGCUUUGGCGUUUGGAGCUACAUUCCCUCGUGAGAUCCUUGAUAUGAUUCUGUCAUACGUACCUCUGAGUUCCGUCGUUGCCGGAAAUUGCAGUGCCUUGAAUGAUGGAGCGCUCCAGAAGCUGAUUCACGAGUUAGAGGAGCAAGUCGACGUUUUGCUUAGGGAAGUCUAGAAGAGGGAUCGUAUUUUUUGGUGGAAGCUUGCGUCCUGAACUUCUGUUCUAGAUGCAUGGUAUAGCGAGCUC
Aspergillus pseudotamarii is the source of this 680-nucleotide messenger RNA. RefSeq lists its product as uncharacterized. The transcript has a single exon. NCBI's taxonomy places the organism in Eukaryota, Fungi, Ascomycota, Eurotiomycetes, Eurotiales, Aspergillaceae. The record is from RefSeq and is a predicted model, not a curated record. Bases 198 to 608 code for a protein of 136 amino acids.